This is a messenger RNA of Pyrenophora tritici-repentis Pt-1C-BFP, 1763 nucleotides long. RefSeq names its product INO1, Myo-inositol-1-phosphate synthase. Gene Ontology annotation, biological process: phospholipid biosynthetic process; inositol biosynthetic process. Gene Ontology annotation, molecular function: inositol-3-phosphate synthase activity. The record is from RefSeq and is a predicted model, not a curated record. Gene Ontology annotation, cellular component: cytoplasm. Lineage: Eukaryota; Fungi; Ascomycota; Dothideomycetes; Pleosporales; Pleosporaceae.
AUGGCGCCACACGCAGAAGACAGCGUCGGCCACGCGAAUGGGUUCGAUGUGAAGACAGCUCCCAAGGAUCUCUUUGUCGUCAAUUCUCCUAAUGUAGAGUACACCGAGGACACGAUCAAGUCAAAGUACACUUACCGUACCACCGACGUUACCAAAAACGCAGACGGUAAAUAUGUCGCCGUGCCCAAGGAAACUCUCUACGACUUCAAUGUGGACCGCAAGAUCCCCAAGACUGGUGUCAUGCUGGUUGGCUGGGGCGGCAACAAUGGAACCACUGUCACCGCCGGUAUCAUUGCUAACAAGCGGAACCUUGUCUGGGAGACCAAGGAGGGAAAGCGCGCCGCCAACUACUACGGUUCCGUCAUCAUGGGCUCUACCACCAAGCUCGGUGUCGACAGCAAGACUGGCCAGGAAAUCUUCAUCCCUUUCCAUGACCUGCUGCCUAUGGUCCACCCCAAUGAUCUUGUCGUCGGUGGUUGGGACAUCAGCGGCAUGAACCUUGCGGACGCCAUGGACCGUGCCAAGGUCUUGUCCCCCUCUUUGAAGACGCUUGUUCGUAAGGAGAUGGGCGCCAUGAAGCCCCUCCCUAGCAUUUACUACCCGGACUUCAUUGCUGCCAACCAGGAGGAGCGUGCCGACAACGUCCUUGAGGGCACCAAGGCUUCCAUGGCCCAUGUUGAGCAGAUCCGCAAGGACAUUCGUGACUUCAAGACUGCUAACAACCUUGACAAGGUGAUCGUACAGUGGACUGCCAACACUGAGCGUUACAGCGAGAUUCUUGAGGGCGUCAAUGACACUGCGGACAACCUGCUGAAGUCUAUUGAGGCUGGCCACGAAGAGGUCGCUCCCUCCACUGUCUUUGCCGUCGCUUCGAUUCUCGAGGGCGUCCCCUUCAUCAACGGCUCUCCUCAGAACACCUUCGUUCCUGGUGCUAUCCAGCUCGCCGAGAAGCACAAUGCCUUCAUUGGUGGUGAUGACUUCAAGUCUGGACAGACCAAGAUGAAGUCUGCUCUGGUCGACUUUAUGAUUAGCGCAGGUAUCAAGCUUACCUCGAUUGCCUCGUACAACCACCUGGGCAACAACGAUGGCAUGAACCUCAGCUCUCAGAAGCAGUUCCGUUCCAAGGAGAUUUCCAAGUCCAAUGUUGUCGACGACAUGGUCGCUGCAAACAAUGUCUUGUAUAAGGAGGGUGAACACCCCGACCACUGUGUCGUCAUCAAGUACAUGCCUGCUGUCGGAGAUGACAAGCGUGCUCUGGACGAGUACUAUGCUGAGAUCUUCCUCGACGGUCAUCAGACCAUUAGCUUGUUCAAUGUCUGCGAGGACUCCCUUCUGGCCUCUCCUUUGAUCAUUGAUUUGGUCCUUGUGGCUGAGAUGAUGACUCGUGUUCAGUGGAAGGCUCACAGUGCUGAGGGUAGCGAUGCCAAGUUCAACAACUUCCACAGCGUCCUCAGUGUCCUCAGCUACAUGCUCAAGGCUCCUCUCACCCCUCCGGGCACUCCUGUCGUCAAUGCUCUCGCCAAACAGCGAGCUGCUCUCACCAACAUCUUCCGUGCCUGUGUCGGACUUGAGCCGGAGAACGACAUGACCCUUGAGCACAAGCUCAUCUAGAGGGUAGGGGAGAUUGGCGAUUUGUGUCUGGUAACUUAACCGCACGCAUGCGACUUGCAGCUUCAUCAAAGCUCAUGUGGCUAUGAUCUGAUUUGACCAACUCUAUACUCUCUUUGAAGCAAUACAAAAUCCAUAACGGACACUUACAUAUA